Molecule: messenger RNA, 4771 nt
Organism: Nasonia vitripennis (jewel wasp)
Lineage: Eukaryota; Metazoa; Arthropoda; Insecta; Hymenoptera; Pteromalidae
Exons: 9
Coding region: 714-4004 (1096 amino acids)
Source: RefSeq, a predicted model, not a curated record
GGACGGGGAAUGUUUGUAAAUAAAUCACUUUAACCCGCCGACUUUCCUAAUAAUAAAUGCGCAGUUAUGCGAGAAAACGACACUCGCUGCUUAUGCACGGCUGUAUACUUACACACGCGACAGAUUGCCGCCGCAUGUGAGAGCGCGAGAAAGAAAAUUCAAUCCUAGACCAUAUACUACCAAUAAUAUGUCGCCGCGUUCGCUUGUGUAAGCGCUGCACGCUUCUCGAGGAAAAAAGAGGCAGAGAGUAUACACAGAUCUCUAUGCGGUGGGGAGAGAAAGAAGAGAAUGGCAGAAGCCAUACAACAACCACUUGUUGCUCGAAAACCUGCAGCUCCGGUCAGUUAGACUCGCUGCCAUUGGUCCAGCUCUCGUAUACUUAGUCGUGCACACGCAGGCAUCAGCAUCCCACACGUACGCUCACACGUUUCCGCUGCAGCAUAGGGGGGCGGUAGAGCCGAGCGUCCACCCCCACUGCUUCCUCUCCCCCUAUAUGCAUCAGUAUAGCGAGUCUGGCGCAGAGAUUUCAAACCGUCGUCGGCCGUUUGAACGCCGAGAUCGGCGUGCGUUCGGCUCCCAAUACUUACUAUACGCUGCUGCGCGUUGCACGCGAAUAGGAUCAAAAGGAGGGGAUUAAAUGUCCGCUGGAUCUCUUUGAUCUGCGGCUCCGCGUUUUUCCUUUUCCCGCGGCUCCGAGGAGGAAUUUCGGGAGGAUGAGCGAAUCUGGGGACAAGUACAAGUGGACUCCGGAGAGCACCACUCUGCUGGUGUCAGUCUGGACCGACAAGCAGGUGCAGAAGCAGCUGGAGCACACGGCCAAGCCACAGUUGAUAUGGGAGAGUGUGGCUAGGUACAUGAACAAGAAAGGCUACAAUGUCACCGGCAAGCAGUGCAGGUCCCGUAUGAAGCAAGUGCUGGUGUGCUACAGGGAAGCCAAAAGAGCUGGUACUCGAGGUGGAGUUGAGCAGUACUAUGAUUCCAUCGACAGAGUGCUCAAAGUCAAGAAGCUGGAGCAGUACAAUAAUAACGGAAUUGAUACUGUUGAUUCAACAACAAACAUAAAAUCACCUCCUAAAGACGUGAAAACCAAUAAAAAUCUCCAAAUGCGCUGCAAGUACCAACAGCCUGCAGAAUCCAUUUACCGGACAGAAGCUUUGUCUCCUGUUUGGAGUGGAGGACGGGAUGAAGAUUAUCCAGACUCGCCUGAGUCAAAUGAAACAGUUUUGGCCCAGCCCUUCAGAGUUCUUUCUCCAGUUAGAGAUGCAGCCACAAAUACAACUCAACACCAGCUUGGCCAGAUAAAUAAAAAAGUUAUGCAUCAAAAUGGAAUCUGCGAAGAAAUUCCUAUUAAAGAGAAUUAUAGGCCACACAUUAACUCCAAUAAUUACUUCAGUGAAAUACCAUUCCAAAAUACUGUGCAAAAUGUGCAGAAUCAAAUAAUUCAAGAGAACAUGCAGCAGAAUCAAGCACUUUUGCAACAGAAUUUGCUUCAGAAUCAGUUAAUGGAGCACAACAGAUUACAAAUGAAUCCAAUUUUACGUCAGAAUAUUCAAAAUGUCAACCAAGGAUUGUACUCAGAUCAGGGAAUCGCGUAUAACCAGGGACAACUAGGAUUCGGACAAAACGUAAUCGCCGAAAAUGUUCUAAGAAUGCAAAAUAAGUGUCAGCUGAACAGCGUAAACAAUCGCGCAAUGCCUCAAGAACCAAGAAAAAACAGCUUUAGACAGAAUUUGGCUGCAACUCAUCGACAGUUUCAAGAAUUUCCUCCAAACUAUAAUUUUAAUCUUAAUCAAUUAGGAUUCUUAUCUCCAAGUAUUUCACCUGACAUUCCGCCAAACUUGAACGAGGCUUUUUGCCAGGCGAAAAAUGAAAAGUCGCAUGGUUUAAACGAAACAUUUAGUCGACCAUCGCCUAAUCAACUUAACGUAGGAGCUGAUGUUACUGGUAUAACAAACAACGCUACGUUUAACGACGAUACUAUAUCAAUAGAAUUUUUGCAAGAUUCUCCGUCACCCGACAACGAGCCAACGAAAUUAAAGGAUUUUGCUGUUAAUACUGAUGAAAUUCCUAAUGCACCUUUUCGGAAAAAGAAAGCUGAAAAAUUAGAGAGGCUUAUGAUGAGCGCGAUAAAUUCGCAAAACGAAGUUGUCAAUAAGAUUUUGGCUGCUCAAAAUGAUAUGGUGACGCGCGUCCUUGACUUGGAUCGAGAUCGCCAAAAUCGCUUGGAAAACCGAUUGGACCACCUUCUCGACGUUGUACAAACAGCUGUACUCAACAAGAGCUCCGAGAGUAAAAACUCGGACGCCCAGUCCGUGCAGACCGAGCCGGUCAUCACAAAUCUUGUACCGCCGCCAAAACCUGGUGUAAUACCACCGAAGUUGGAUCUGGUACCGCCAAAGCCCUGUCGCGUGCCCUGCACCGUAUCAAACGCUAAUAGCCAACCGAUUAAUCAGAAUCCUGUGAUGACGAGACCCGGCGUUGUCUCGCCCAUAAUGAGUCCAUCUGGAAAAGUUGGCGCUAUCUGGCAGAAGCUCGGACCAGUGUCCACAUCGCCGUUUGUGCGGGCUCAGCAACAGCUUGGAUUCAGACCAGUUCAUGCCAUGAGCAACAAUUACACGCGCACUCAAUCCUUGACCGAGAGACGUAUUGCCAAGGAGUUCGAAAGUGGCAUGGAUACAAAGACACUAAUAUUCGAAACGGCUAAUUUCCUGGGUGCGGAGCGUCAACUCCAGGAGGAUGUGGAAAAUGCACGUAUCAAGUCAGCGAUGGAACAGGAUCUGCAAGCGCGACGAGGGCUGUAUACUCAGCGGGAACCAAGCGCUGCGCAAAUACUGUCAGCCGCAUUCCUCGACACCGAAAUCCACUUCACUGAAGUCGUUGAAAAUGCUUGGCUUAACUGGCUCAGAAAAAGGCAAAUGGAAAAUCGCAGAGAGAUGCUCAAUAUACCCAUCAAUCAGUAUAAUCAGUAUAAAUACAAUGAUUACGACACUAACGAUGGGGUAAAGCGCAGCGAUGAAAUUCUACUUGCUGGUCAAGGAGAAAGUUACGACCGAAUGCGUGAAAUAAACGCUCGCGAGCGCCUCAUCGGCAAUCCUUGCGACUCCUCGACACCAGCCAAGGAGCAGCGAAGGAGGAGCGAUGAACUAACACGAGAUACAGAUGAGCCGCGUCAGACGAUUCAGCAGUUGGCCCAGCUGGUUAUGAACAGCGGUCGCUGGAAGAAGAGCAUUGAAAACCAGCGCAAAGAACUCAACUAUUACACUGCUAUGGGGGCUGUGAAACCCACGUGUUCAAGUGGAGAUCAAGUGAUUCUACGAAACGCCGCUAAAGAGGCAACAACGACUGACAACCGUCCACAGUACGGAAAUAGACAAACUCACCCGAUGGUCGAUGGCCAAGCCAAGACCCUCGACUGGCUUCAAGACCGUUUUUCCUACGGUUCACAGGCUACUAAUUCCGGAGUUAAUCGCAACAAUGCUGUGUCACAAGAUAUUGCUAAUCGCUUUGCCACUGGACCUCAGAAACCCCCGAGACCCAUGGGCUUUACUACUGAGUUUUUAAACAGCCAGGAGAGCAACAACAACAACAAUAUUAUACAAAACCAGCGCAGGCCUGACUCGGAUGAACAACCGAAACGCGUUGGUUUUGUCUACGACAACAAUGUUGAUGUCGAUGAUAACAGAAGAAACCGGUUCGCGCAUGAGGAAAAGGAUCCCUUUGAGGAACUUCACCAGUUUUAUAUUCAGAAGCAGUUCAAACUUCAACAGAGCAAGGGACUGCCCUUCAUGCUGCACAACGGUCAGGUAAUUUUGCCAGAGAGUGAUAUGAUCGAUCGCUAUAUGCAAGACACGUAUCCGCGUAAUAAAAACAAUCGGGAAGCGGAGUCAGAUAACGACGAGGAGUUUUUGGACACGACUAUGAGCAUGCCAAGCUCGCGUAAGAACUCCAUCACCUCAAAUGGUACCAAGUCCGUUAAAGCUGAGUCUGGCUGUAUUAUAAGCUAAAGCAGCACUUUAAAAAGUUAUAAUUCUUUUUAUUUUCAUUAUUUUAAUGUAACGUUCAAAUCAAACGACAAUAACUGAUCUCAAAAUUUUAUGAUUGUCCUGACUUUGUGUUAUCAAAAUCAAUUUAAACGUUACGUUCAGAUUUUCCAAUUCUUCACAUGCUUUACUCUACUCGAUUUUUGGCUUCUGUGCAUUGAAUCAAAACACGCAUGAAUUCAUCGAAAUUCAUCGUUUAAACCCCAUUCUACAAAGACUUAUUUUAUGUUAAAGAUCUAAUAUAGUUUAUUUCAAUAAUUUUGAUUAAAGAAAAUUUUAGUUUUAUCCAGAGCUUCCUUAAUUAAUAGUAUUAUGAUGUAUCAUUCGUUUUGUUAUAUCGAUCAUAAUGUGCUUUUGAGCCUUUUAUUAAAAUAACUUCAGCGAUAAUCGUAUUUUGCUUUCGACUUUGACAGUCUUUCAAUUUAUAAGCGCUCAAUAAGCUCUGCACAUGCAUAUCUUUAGUGAUAAGUAUUUUUUCUAUUUUAUGCAUUAGAGUUGCGUAAGUCAAUUAUCUUUACAAAGUGAUGAUCUCCUGUUUAUUAUUUUGUUGUACUCAAGACAAGCGGUUGAUAGGAGAGUGAAAAAACCGUAAGAUGUGCCUUACCUUUUCUUGGCUAUUGCCAACUGUUUGGAUAAAAUAUGUGCCAAUAAAGUAAACUAGUGCUUCCAAUGUACGCGUUAAUUUUGUUUGUAUCGAUCCAUGAUCAAAUAAAUAAAACAUGUGCCCUGCA